Rangifer tarandus platyrhynchus (Svalbard reindeer) is the source of this 240-nucleotide messenger RNA. Lineage: Eukaryota; Metazoa; Chordata; Mammalia; Artiodactyla; Cervidae. The record is from the annotation of a GenBank genome assembly.
AUGGCUAGGCGGCCAGUGGGGCUCAGUGCCCAGUGGCUGGGCAGUGACAAUGAAGCAGUCAGGCCCACAGGCCUCGGCUCUCCUAUAAGGGGCAAUGCCAGGCGUGAAAGCAGGAAGGCUGCUCUGCAGCGAGCCUGCAACCUGGGCAUAAAAACCAGGAGCGGAAUGCGGGUCCUGCUGCCAGAUGGCCUAUGCAAACUGCAGCAGCGGAUUCAACUGACCGGCUGCCAUGCCUAUUAG